Entrophospora sp. SA101 is the source of this 1404-nucleotide messenger RNA. Lineage: Eukaryota; Fungi; Glomeromycota; Glomeromycetes; Entrophosporales; Entrophosporaceae. The record is from the annotation of a GenBank genome assembly.
AUGUUCGUAUUUUUCAAUAUACUUGGAUAUGUUUAUUACAAAGACGAUGUAUCAAAAGCCUUAAUAAACCCUGCUGGUUUAUUUGCUGAACAAUUGAUAGAUAUUGAUGUGAUAGGAGAUGGUGGGGCUGAUAUACAUGUAUCAAUUGAUACACACAAGAGCAUUGAUCAUGAUAAAAUGCUUUCAAAUUAUGAUAUGGAAAUCAAUAGAAAAUAUUGCGGAAAAUCAGAUUGUAAAUUUUUAUUUGCUUACUAUCAACCAGAACAAGAAACAAAAGCAAAUAUGCAUUAUAGAUCAUUCGUUAAUCUUGCAGGAGCAUUGGAUCGCGUGAUGGUUUUAACAAAUGUUGGUAACAGUAGAAUCAAUUCCUGUCAAAAUUUCACUUUUAAUCUUUACUAUGAUGUAGAUGAAGUGCAAAAUAUGUUUCCUGAUGUCAAAUUUAUCACUCAACAAGAUUUUCAAAAUUGGUUGAGCGAACGUCAAAAGAAACCAAACACUGAACACGCUUACAUAUUACCUGGUAACACUAAUCACACCAUGGAAUAUGUAACUCCUUAUCCUGAAAUACUUAAAACAAAACAUUGUUUAAAUAGAUUUGAUUUCGCUUUAGAUGAUAAUACCGUUUUCAAACAAUUUAAUACCGGUCCAAAAUUCACCAAAGACAUAAUUGUUCAUCAGAAUUUCGCAAACUUUUUGACUGAAAAUUUAGUUAGUGACGUUGAUGUAUUAUUGACAGCACAUUUUGUAUUCCAUCCAUUAUUCCCAAAUGUCACUCCCCCAAUGCCUUACGCAAAAUAUUUCUUUGACGAAGCUGAAAGAAUAUCUCGAAAACUUCAACCUUAUAUAGCUGUGCAUUGGCGUAUGGAAAGAGCUAGUCUUAAGAAGUUGGAUGAAUGUUCUGUAAAACUUGUCGAAAAAAUCAACGAGAUUAAAUUGAAGCACGGAAUAGAAAAUGUUUAUUUAGCUACUGAUUAUCCUAUUUCUGGCGGUGAAAAAACACAAUCCUCGACCUUCCAUUUAUUGACUGAUUUUCAUCAUGACGCAAUGAAAUAUCUCAAUUCAUCGGUGAAUCUUAACAAUUGGGCUACCGUGAAUGUUCUGGGUGAUUUACGUCAAGAUAUGGCUUUUGAAUCUGAAUUUGUUGGUGCUGGUAUGUCAGGAAUUGUGGAUAAAUUGAUUUGCAUAAAUUCUAAUUAUUUCUUGGCCACGCCGGAAGGUUGUGGUAGAGAACGAAGCACCUUUACCACAAUGAUUACAGAUGAAAGGAAUUCCAUUAUGAUUUCAAAUAAUAAUAAAGGUGGUCUUAAUUCUAGUUUAGAUGAGGUUACCAAUGACACCAACACUGAUUCCAAUAUUACUAUUAAUGGUUCAGCUAUGAUAAACAUUGUAGAAAGAUGGUUAUAA